Messenger RNA from Heterobasidion irregulare TC 32-1, 393 nucleotides. RefSeq lists its product as uncharacterized. Lineage: Eukaryota; Fungi; Basidiomycota; Agaricomycetes; Russulales; Bondarzewiaceae. Bases 1 to 393 code for a protein of 130 amino acids. Gene Ontology annotation, molecular function: heme binding; peroxidase activity. The record is from RefSeq and is a predicted model, not a curated record. The transcript is spliced from 3 exons. Gene Ontology annotation, biological process: response to oxidative stress.
AUGCGCGCCCACAUUUCCCCAUUGUUUCUGUUGCUUUUACCGCAGAAUCUCAUAUUUUCUUCCUUUGCCUUUGCGCCGAAUCCAAUCCUAGUAUCAAACGAGCUCGAACACCUCCUCGUCGACACAGGCGGUGCCAAUGACGGUGGUUUCAAGCGCGCAAUCACACCAUGCACGAACUACGUGGAAGGGAGUCAGCUUCUGGGACGGGAGACAGCGGCGCAAUGGAUUCGAGUGGCCUUUCAUGACUUUGUUACUGCAGACGUAGGUACUGGCGUGGGCGGUUUGGACGCGUCGAUUGGGUUCGAGACGCUUCGUGCCGAGAAUAGUGGAACGGCUAUGAACGACUCGCUCACAUUCUUCGCGCCCUUCGUUAACGCUCAGUGGCGGAUAUGA